AUGGCCCCUGAAGACACCAACCCCCAGUCAUCCCACCGCCGAACCCGCUCAACCUCUCGCUCACGCCCAACAACACCUCUACGCCCCUCCUCGCGGUCAUCCUUUCGUUCCUCAGCGCGCGGCAGUGUCUAUGGCGACAAUGCUGCAUUCCCACUAAACGCAUUUGAGCCAGCAUUUGCCGAGCUCGCCGAUGCUGUGGCCGACCUCGAGGCCAACAUGAUGCACUUUCAGUUGAUGCACGAAUCACUGGCCCGGUUCAGCGAAAGCUUCGCCAGUUUUCUCUACGGUCUGAACAUGAACGCGUUCUGUGUUGAUUUCCCAGAAGGGCCGAUCACCGAGUCAUUUAAACGGAUGAAGCUGAAGGAAGAGGAGAUGCAAGCCAGCUCCCAAAUACCAAGCGCCUGGCGCGGCGACCCGCCAAUCUCGACUCCCACCGCCAUCUACCCGCGUACCGACAUCCGUAUCCUCAUCGUCAAGAGCGGGGGCUACACGUGGUGGAAGAGGCGGGCCUCGUGGGGCUCAGGCUAG
Thermochaetoides thermophila DSM 1495 is the source of this 528-nucleotide messenger RNA. RefSeq lists its product as uncharacterized. The transcript has 3 exons. The record is from RefSeq and is a predicted model, not a curated record. Lineage: Eukaryota; Fungi; Ascomycota; Sordariomycetes; Sordariales; Chaetomiaceae. Bases 1 to 528 code for a protein of 175 amino acids. Gene Ontology annotation, cellular component: mitotic spindle polar microtubule; mitotic spindle pole body; mitotic spindle. Gene Ontology annotation, biological process: mitotic sister chromatid biorientation.